CUCACUGGCAGUGUGGCCUCAGACGCCGUCCUCUGCACACCGCUACAGUCCACAUCCGAUUUGCCGCUCCUGCCUCACUGAGUCACUAUUGCUGCCGCCACGUAGGGAAUUUGCAUCGCUCGGAGCAACGACAAACGAAGAGUAUGUGGGAGUCCGCGAGCGUGUGUGUACGUGUUUAAUCAGUCCCACGGGUCACUCGUGUUGAAAAUGAUGAGUGUGACGAGAGACGUUAGUUGGUGUGACGUUUGUGAUAACUGUGACCUGCUACUGCCGCCACGCGCCGCCAGGAAGCUCUUGCUCUGAAAGUAUACCCCUGUGUGUGGGACUCACUAGUACUGUCUUCACUACUUACUUCCCAGCCUGCGCGGUUCCCCACACGCGCACCUUCCCCGCAGCUCUUACCCUCUGUGAGUUUCCUGAAGGAGGGACAGAAAGAGAGUCAUGGAGCGCAGUCAUGGUAUCGUGCGGGCAGUUCCAGUGGCCGUAAUCAGGAGCCUGGUGGUGGUGAUGCUCGCCGCGAUAGGACGCCGCCACCACUUUGACUCCUCGGGCGCCCUCAAGCUGCAGUACGACUUUGUGAUCGUUGGGGGUGGGUCUGCAGGCAACGCCCUCGCUGCGCGCCUCUCAGAAGUGCCAGGUUGGCAAGUGCUGCUGCUGGAGGCCGGUGAGGCGCCUCCCCCGGAGAGCUAUGUGCCGGGUUACCAUCAGCUGCUGCUCCACGGCGACGCUGACUGGAAGUACUUCUCUGAGCCUGAGAGGGACGUGUUCAGGGGCUUUACUGGCCAGAGGAUCCCGUACCCGAGGGGCCGUGUGCUGGGCGGCUGCUCCAUCAUCAACUCUCUCUUCUACGUGCGGGGCAACAGGCGUGACUUCGACAACUGGGAAGCGAUGGGCAACCCGGGCUGGGGCUACGAGGAGGUGCUGCGCUACUUCAAAAAGAUGGAGAACUUCAAGGACAGGAAGCCAGGUAAGCGACUUGGGCGCGGCGGCCCCGUCACGGUGGAAACCAAGGCGUUUCGGACCCCGGUGCUGGAAGGCUUCAUGAAGGCUGGCUACCAACUGGGAUUCUCCGAAGUGGAUCCCAGCGAUCCCGACCAAGUGGGGUUCGCCGCCGUGGAGCUCACCACGCAGGGUGGCGCGAGGUGGUCCACCGCGGAUGGCUACGUGCAACCUGCCACGGGUCGCCCCAACCUGCAUGUUGUACUCAACGCCCACGUCACGCGCAUUCUCUUCAACGGCAAAAAACGAGCCAUUGGUGUUCGCUUCAAGCACCGAGGGCAGAUGAAGAACGUGUACGUGAGGCGCGAGGUGGUGCUGAGUGCAGGCGCCAUUGGAUCUCCUCACAUCCUCAUGCUGUCUGGCGUGGGCCCCGCCUACCACCUCGCUCAGCACGAUAUUAAGAUCGUGGCUGACGUCCCUGGGGUGGGCCAGAACCUGAACGACCACGCCUAUCUCACUGGGCUCGCCUGGACCAUCAAUAACGGCACCUCUUUCAAUGUGUUCGACACCGUGCAACCUUCAGUCAUCGCUGAGUACGUGAGGAGCAGGAGCGGCCUACUUUCCACGCCCAUAUCCAUCGAAGGGCACGCCUGGCCCAGAGCUGCCGUCGGUGACCCACAGUGGCCCGAGGUUCAGAUGGGCUUCACUCCCUUCACGCUGGGGAAUGACUACGGUAUUCUCAGCUCGCGUGUCCUUGGCAUUGACAGAAACUUCUACCACCAGUACUUCCGCGGCCUUGGCGGAAUGACAGGCUUCUCACUGGGCCCUAUUCUCUCCCGCCCUAAAAGCCGCGGUAAUGUCACUCUGGUCACCUCAAACCCCUUCAACGCUCCACGCAUCUCCCUCAACUACUUCUCUCAUCCCGACGACAUACUGACAUUCAUAAGAGGCAUGAAAUUCGCCUUUGAAAUUGCCUCCACGCCAGCAUUGCGAGAUGACUUCGGCGCUCGCUUCUACGACAAGGUGCUGCCGGGAUGUGAGGCAUUCGUGCCUCUCUCAGACGCUUAUCUCGAGUGCUACGCAAGGACCCUUACAGGCACUAUCUACCAUCCCUCCGGCACGUGCAAGAUGGGGCCUGCCUCUGACCCCUUCAGCGUUGUGGAUCAUAGGCUCAAGCUGCGGGCGGUGCGGGGCCUACGAGUUGUGGACGCCUCUAUCAUGCCACAGAUCACCUCAGGCAACAUCAACGCGCCCACCAUCAUGAUUGGGGAGAAGGCGGCGGACAUGAUAAAGGCUGACUGGAAGACGUCCUAGCGCCGUUCAUAAUCACUCCAUCCCACACCUCAUGGCGAGGCUCAGGCAGCCCUUGCAAACACUCAGGAAGUUACUUACGAACUUUCUCUCUUUCUAAUUAACGCAAAUCCCAAGCGAGAGCCUCCAUACUAGUAGUAGUAGUAGUAGUAGUAGUAGUAGUAGUAGUAGUAGUAGUAGCAAUAAAUGAUGAUAAUAAUAAUAGUAAUUAAUAAUAAUAACAAUAAUAAUAAUAAUAAUAAUUAUAAUUAUAAUGAUAAUAAAGCCAUCAAGUGCAAAUUCUUUUCACAAAAUGGAAUCGUCCUGGAAUCUGGAAGAAAAUUCCACAUAGAAAACUGGAUAAAAGAAAAUAUAAAAUAAUCUACCCUUUAAUAAUACACACACACACACACUUCACAAGCCAGAGGACCGGGGUUCGAUUCCCCGGCCGGGUGGAGAUAUUUGGGUGUGUCUCCUUUCUCG
Molecule: messenger RNA, 2712 nt
Organism: Portunus trituberculatus (swimming crab)
Lineage: Eukaryota; Metazoa; Arthropoda; Malacostraca; Decapoda; Portunidae
Product: glucose dehydrogenase [FAD, quinone]-like
Exons: 13
Coding region: 442-2253 (603 amino acids)
Molecular function (GO): flavin adenine dinucleotide binding; oxidoreductase activity, acting on CH-OH group of donors
Source: RefSeq, a predicted model, not a curated record